CAGGAUACUAAAGCUCUAGCAUCCAGCACGUACUGGAUAGCGCGGCACAUCAACCAGGAGCAGAUCAUGUUUGAAGCCUGCGAUCACUGGUGACAUGUCCACCUUACACCCUCGACGUCAUCAAAAGCGUCUGCUUUAUGAAAGUACACCCACUGAGAAUGGUGCCUGAUCCUUCGGUUCAAAAGGACAAGGGUGAGACUUUCAAUGGGAUAGGAACUAUGCAUCCUAAGUCAGGGUCCGAGUCUCCCAAGUUAGGCUUCGAGUCUCCUACUGCUCUCGAGAAGCCCCUUCCUCUGGACGAUCAUCAUAAGGAUCGUCAGGGUUCACGCAGCUCUAGGCAUAUCUUUCAAAGGCACCGUGUUGAUCUUGAUAGUAUUGCAACGCAGCCCUCCGUCUUUGAUGACCCGGUAACUUUGGAGGUGUAUCGACCCCCUCCCGAGUAUGAGAAUACUCACAGGUUCGAUCCCGACGCGAAAUGGACUUGGAGGGAAGAGAAGAAAGUUGUUCGAAAGAUUGACUUCCGCAUCAUGAUCUGGGCUGGCGUGAUGUUCUUUGCGCUGGACCUCGACCGAACGAAUAUUUCUCAAGCGAACACCGACAACUUCCUACAAGACCUGCAUCUCACCACGAAUGAUUUUAACCUUGGAAAUACGCUGUAUAGAUUGUCCUUUUUGAUAGCCGAACUCCCAUCGCAGCUGAUUUCGAAGAGGGUUGGACCAGAUGUUUGGGUACCAACGCAGAUCACUCUUUGGAGCAUGGCUGCACUGUCGCAAUAUUGGCUCUCUGACCGAAGAUCCUUCCUUGCAACGAGAUUCAUUCUCGGGUUCCUAGAAGGAGGAUUUAUUCCUGACGUUGUGCUCUACCUAUCCUACUUUUACACAAAGACAGAACUGCCGAUUCGCCUUGCUUGGUUUUGGGUUUCAAACUACAUAACCGUGAUGGUCAGCGCUUUUUUGGCCACUGGCAUCCUGUCCCUUCGCUCGGGAGAUCGCGCCGGCUGGCGGUAUCUCUUUCUGAUAGAGGGAUUGAUCACUCUUGCCGUUGGCAUAACGUCAUACUUUUUGAUGCCUCCCGGUCCGACGCAAACGAAAGCUUGGUUUAGGCCAAAAGGAUGGUUCACGGAGCGCGAGGAGGUUAUUAUGGUUAACAGAGUUCUGCGAGAUGACCCAACGAAAUCAGAUAUGCACAAUCGGGAGGGCUUGACGAUCAGGAUGAUCUGGGAUGCCAUCUGUGACUGGCGAAUGUGGCCUAUAUACGUCCUUGGUAUCACACAUAUGAUUCCCGUUGGACCACCACAGACGUACCUGACACUUUCGCUGAGGAACCUUGGAUUCACAACUACUCAAUCUAAUCUCCUGACGUUGCCUAGCACCACCUGCGGGUUGCUGACACUUUUACUUACUUCCUAUUUUUCGGAGUUUGUGCAGUCACGAGUCGGCGCCUGCCUAGUACUUCAGAUAUGGGCAUUGCCAUUGCUCGUUGUACUCCGAAGCUUUGGGCGCAGCACUAACCAGUGGGACUACUUUGCGGUUGUCACGCUGAUCACUGGCUUCCCGUAUGUCCAUCCAAUCCAGGUUGCCUGGGCCUCUAGGAAUUCUGGCAGCGUGCGAACACGGACGAUAUCGGCCAGUGUAUAUAAUAUGUUUGUUCAGGCAGGAGUUAUUGUUUAUGCGAAUAUAUACCGUGCGGAUGAUGCCCCCCUAUAUAAGCGGGGAAACCUCGUUUUGAUCAUCAUAUGCAGCGCGAACUUCAUUAUUUAUAUUUCGACGUACUUCUUUUAUCGUGGUAUAAACCGCCACAGAGAGCAACAGUGGAAUACGAUGACCGUCACGGAACGGGAAACAUACUUGGAGACAACCAAGGAUCAAGGAAAUGAGAGGCUAGAUUUUAGGUUUGCCUAUUAG
This is a messenger RNA of Suillus clintonianus, 1904 nucleotides long. Its product is annotated as major facilitator superfamily domain-containing protein. The coding region runs from base 138 to 1904 and encodes 588 amino acids. NCBI's taxonomy places the organism in Eukaryota, Fungi, Basidiomycota, Agaricomycetes, Boletales, Suillaceae. Gene Ontology annotation, molecular function: transmembrane transporter activity. The transcript is spliced from 11 exons. The record is from RefSeq and is a predicted model, not a curated record. Gene Ontology annotation, biological process: transmembrane transport. Gene Ontology annotation, cellular component: membrane.